Molecule: messenger RNA, 1479 nt
Organism: Lachancea dasiensis
Lineage: Eukaryota; Fungi; Ascomycota; Saccharomycetes; Saccharomycetales; Saccharomycetaceae
Source: the annotation of a GenBank genome assembly
AUGAGACUCAAUUGGCCACUCAGAAUGUCUGCCAAUGUUUCAAGGACCUACAAUGAUGCGAUUUCAGCUCUGAACUCUUUACAAUCCAAUUACGCCAAUAUCAUGGCCGUCAGGGCGUCUGGUGAGCGCAAGAACCAGAUGAACAUUUGGGAAAUGCAAGAGUGGUCUCGCAGAAUUGGGUACAGUACGUCUGAUUUUGAUAAACUGAACAUCGUACACAUCACCGGUACGAAGGGCAAAGGCUCCACUGCUGCUUUUACCCAAUCUGUGCUCCAACAGUACAGUGACAAAAUCCACAAAAUAGGACUUUAUACCUCUCCACAUCUCAAAUCUGUCCGUGAAAGAAUCAGAAUAAAUGGGGAACCCAUUGGAGAGGAGAAGUUUGCCCGCUACUUCUUUGACGUCUGGGAAAAGCUGGAUGCCACAUCCUCUGCAACUGAUAAAUUCCCGCAUAUGACGCCCGGUAGUAAGCCUGGCUAUUUUAAGUAUCUGACACUACUCUCUUUCCAUGUAUUUACCCAAGAAGGCUGUGACUCCUGUAUUUACGAAGUGGGCGUUGGAGGCGAGUACGACAGCACCAAUAUUAUUGAAAACCCAACUGCGUGCGGCGUUUCACUGCUUGGAAUCGAUCAUACUUUCAUGCUGGGUGAUACAAUUGAAGAAAUUGCUUGGAACAAAGGUGGAAUUUUCAAGAAAGAUGCGCCUGCAUUCACUAUCGACUUGCAACCAUCGGCCGGGCUAAAAGUUUUGCGGGAAAGAGCGAAUGAGCGAGAAACAACACUCGUAGAAAUUCCAGUCUUCGACGAUUUGAAGCAUUUGAAGCUAGGUCUUGCUGGCGAAUUUCAAGUUACGAAUGCUUCGUUGGCCGUUGCUCUGGCCUCUCGGCAUCUUUUCAAGCUCAACAUCAUCCCUCAACCCUUGAAGAUGGAUAAGGACCUAGUUUUACCUGCAGAGUUCAAAAAGGGCCUAACGAAUGCGGAGUGGAAGGGGCGGUGCCAAACAGUGCUGGACGGAAAAAUUACAUGGUUAAUCGAUGGCGCGCACACCAAAGACAGUAUACAAGCGGCAUCAUCGUGGUUUAAGACUCAAGUAAUCGAAUCCGGAAGCAAAAAGAUCCUUCUGUUUAACCAGCAAACCAGAGAUGCUGAUGCUUUGAUAGCUGAUCUUUACAGCAGUUUGAAUCCCGAAGUGAAAUUCGACCGUGUUAUAUUCACCACAAACGUUACUUGGGCAUCUGGUACGUACAGUGCGGAUCUGGUUUCUAUGAAUACGUCCAAAGAGCAAGUGGAUAAGCUCGAGGUUCAAAAUGCCCUUCGCGAUACAUGGCUAAAAUUAGAACCAAGUUGUAAGGUUGACGUUGCUGCCAAUAUCGAAUCAGCCUGUGAUCUUGUGAAGACGUAUGAGGAGCCUGUUGAGGUUUUUGUUACUGGUUCUCUCCACCUUGUCGGUGGCCUUCUUGUUGUAUUCGAUGGGAAAUGA